This is a messenger RNA of Aspergillus homomorphus CBS 101889, 732 nucleotides long. RefSeq lists its product as uncharacterized. The annotation marks the transcript as partial. The record is from RefSeq and is a predicted model, not a curated record. NCBI's taxonomy places the organism in Eukaryota, Fungi, Ascomycota, Eurotiomycetes, Eurotiales, Aspergillaceae. The transcript has a single exon.
GUCCCUUGGGAUGGAAAGAUCCACUGGGCUCUCAAGGGCACUACCGUCUUCAAAGACUCCGAGGAAGAGCGCCGCGCGCGAUGCUUUCGACCCAACAUAAUAGUGUCGGAGCCCAGCUCACAUCUCUGGGUGUUUCAAUUCGGCCUGCGCUACAUUCCAGCCCACUGCGAUAUCAACGUGUACCGUGCCAUCAAAGUCGACAAUUUGCCUCCCAAUGCCGCGCUCUCACAGAUCUUGCCCCUGAUACCCGGCGAGAUUCUCGCGGCCCGCCUGCUUGACACUCGCGCCAUCACCGGUUACAACACCGCUCUUGUCACAUUCGUGCAUCAGACCGAUGCGGAGAGCUUCCUCCGCACAUCGAACGGCUCUCUCAUACUGAAAUCGGGACAGGCCAAGGUUGCGCCGAUCCCCACCCCAAGCUAUCCCAUCAACGCGGACAUGGAGAGGCUGAUCUAUGAAAAGGGUUACACCCGGGUCAUCCGCAUCUCUAACCUACGUGAGCCGCUGAAGGGUGAGAUUGUACGUGUUUUGGGCAAUGCAUACCUUCUUUCUCAGAUCGAAAGCAUACAAGAUGGGCCUGGGGUCGGCGAGGCCCGAAUGCGCUUCUGCUCCAUCAAGGGGGCUGCAGCAGCGUAUGUUCUCCUCAGGAGCCAGACGAAAUUUGACGAAUGCCAGUGGAAGUUCCAGCAGGCUGUUCGGCCAAGAAACCCUCACAUUGGGAUUUGGAAUUAG